AUGGGCAAGCGAGCCGCUUCUCCCGCCUAUGUCCUGGGCGUGGGCAUGACAAAAUUCAUCAAGCCCCGUGGAAAAGUCGACUACACAGAACUAGGAUUCGAGGCCGGUGUUAAGGCGAUGUUGGAUGCUCAUAUUACAUACGACGAUGUCGAUCAAGGCGUUGCUUGCUACUGCUACGGCGACAGCACUUGCGGUCAGCGUGUCUUUUACCAAUUUGGCCUGACCAAGAUCCCCAUCUACAAUGUGAACAACAACUGCUCAACCGGCUCCACGGGCCUUGCGAUGGCUCGUACUUUGGUCUCGCAUGGUGCCGCCGACUGCGUUCUCGUGGUGGGUUUUGAGAAGAUGAACCCUGGCAGUUUGCAAUCGCACUUCCAGGACCGUGCCAACCCAACGGGCCAGUUUGGUGCGAUGAUGGCUGCCACGAGAGGUAUCACCAAUGCCCCUGGAGCUGCUCAGAUGUUUGGCAACGCCGGAAGAGAGUAUAUGGAGAAGAACGGUGCUAAAGCUGAAGAUUUCGCGGAAAUCGGUCGCAUCAACCACGAACACUCAAAACGCAACCCAUACUCUCAAUUCACGGACGAAUAUUCGCUCGAGCAGAUCAUGAAGGCCCCCAUGAUUCACUAUCCCUUGACUAAGCUCCAAUGCUGCCCCACCUCGGAUGGUGGUGCCGCAGCUGUCAUCGUCUCGCAAGCCUUCCUUGAUGCUCGCCCCCAUCUGAAGGAACAAGCCGUCCAGAUUGCUGGCCAAUGCCUUGCCACCGACACGCCCUCAGUAUACGACCGUAGCUCCAUCAGCCUCAUGGGAUUCGACAUGGCGCGUUAUGCCUGCCAAACCGCCUGUAAGGAAGCCGGCGUCAAUGUCAAAGAUAUCAAAGUUUGCGAACUCCAUGACUGUUUCUCUGCCAAUGAGAUGACUACUAUCGACGCUCUGGAGCUCUCUGACCCUGGAAAGGCCCAUGAAAUGGUCCGUCGAGGAGAUAUCACCUAUGGUGGCAAAAUGGUCAUCAACCCCUCCGGUGGCCUGAUCUCCAAGGGCCACCCGUUGGGUGCCACGGGCAUCGCCCAAUGCGCCGAACUUACCUGGCACCUUCGCGGCUGGGCAAAUAAUCGUCUUAUUAAGGGCACCGAUGCAGCUUUGCAGCACAAUCUCGGACUUGGCGGGGCUGUUGUUGUUACUGUCUAUAAGCGUGCUGACGGCAAGGUUGCCGAAGCAGUUUCAAAUGACGAAGUUGGUAGGAAGAACGGCCUUGGGUACAACCCGGCUGUGGAAGCAAAGGGCUUUACCGUUGAGCAAAUGAACCGAGUCCUGAGCAAGGAGCAUAGGAGUGACUGGGCCAUGUCGGAUACCUCUGAAAAGGUUCUGGCUCGGUUUUAA
Messenger RNA from Uncinocarpus reesii 1704, 1377 nucleotides. Its product is annotated as nonspecific lipid-transfer protein. Gene Ontology annotation, molecular function: acyltransferase activity, transferring groups other than amino-acyl groups. The record is from RefSeq and is a predicted model, not a curated record. Bases 1 to 1377 code for a protein of 458 amino acids. The transcript has 2 exons. Lineage: Eukaryota; Fungi; Ascomycota; Eurotiomycetes; Onygenales; Onygenaceae.